Molecule: messenger RNA, 2016 nt
Organism: Gigantopelta aegis
Lineage: Eukaryota; Metazoa; Mollusca; Gastropoda; Neomphalida; Peltospiridae
Product: renalase-like
Exons: 7
Coding region: 55-1116 (353 amino acids)
Cellular component (GO): extracellular region
Molecular function (GO): oxidoreductase activity, acting on NAD(P)H
Source: RefSeq, a predicted model, not a curated record
GAUCUCCCUUGAUAGUUUCUUGAAAGUCGCUUGUAUGUAAAAUAGAGAUUAUCUAUGUUAACAGCAAUGUCAAGAGUGCUCGUUGUUGGCUGUGGAAUCACUGGUGCGGCAACUGCAGCUAGAGUUCGAAAAGAACUUCCAUCUCAUACAGACAUUCAUUUAUGGGACAAGGCUGAACUUCCAGGUGGACGGAUGAGCACAACUCCCAGUCCAUUUGAGAGUGGCAGCACAGUUGACCUUGGAGCCCAGUAUUUCACUCUGACCGACAACUAUGUUGGGAAAAGAGAAAAGCUGUAUAACAAGUUGGUUGAAAAGGGUGUCCUGAAGCCGCUGCAAGGUGUUAUUGAGGGAGACAAAAUGGUUAAUGCCAGACAUUAUGUGGCACCAUCUGGCAGUGGAUCUCUUGUGGAAAAUUUCAUGCAGGAAGCAGAAAUUGAACCAAAGUGUUCAUUCCACUUGUCUGAAGUCAGUGUGUGUCCUGAUACACAGAAGGUGAAAUGUUCUACAAAGACUGGAGUCAGUGAGGAGUUUGAUGUUGUCGUUUUAACCAUGCCAAUUCCCCAGAUUCUACAGCUCACGGGUUCAAUCCAAGACUGUAUCACAAGUCAGCCUGAUGUUAAGGACAGACUACAGAGUGUCACAUACUCCUCAAGGUUUUGUCUCGGCUUGUUCUACAAGCAGCAGAUAGACUUGCCGUAUUCAUGGACAGCCAAGUACUUCUUUGAUGGACCAUGCAUUAGAUUUGUUAGCUUUGACAACAGAAAAAGACAACAAACAAAUGUUUCUCCCUCGGUUCUGAUCCACACAAGUGUUCCGUUCAGUCUGCAGCACGUGGAGGAGGAUGUGGAGAGUGUCCAGUCUGUUAUCGUAAAUCACCUCCAGGGUCUCAUGCCACAGUUACCAGAACCUGACGCAGUGAUACCUCACUUGUGGAAAUAUUCACAGGUGUUUAAAGGCUAUGAUGGUCAUCCAGGCAGUAUUGUUUUAAACCAACACCCUCUCGUUAUUCUUGCUGGUGAUGCGUUCUCACAGUUUCCAAGGUUUGAUGGAUGUUUGGAUUCUGCAGAAGCCGUAGUUGGUGCAGUUGUACAGUGGUCAAAACAAAAGUCAAAAUAAUUAUCCAAGUCGAACCUGCACAACAAUCCACCUUUCUUAAGCAGCUGUGUCUGGAGGUCAUAUUAUAAUCUUCAGUGUUAUAUACCCAACCAUAAAGGUUUAGUAGAUAUUUGCACUCUGAAGAAAAUAUUGAUACCUUGUUCAUUCACAUCAAUUAAAUAUGAAAAAUCAGUUAAUGACCGACAUUUGUCGUACAUUUAAAUUUGAAUUGUUGAUUUUUUUUUUCUUUUCAUUUUAUUACAAGCUCAUUUAACCUUAUAGAUAGAAGUUGUUUUGUUUAAUGGCACCACUAGAGCACAUUGAUAUAUUAAUCAUUGGCUGUUUAUGUCAGUCAUUUGGUAAUUUUGACAGUCUUAGAGGAAACAAUACAUUUUUCCAUUAGUAGCAAGGGAUUUUUUAUAUAUACAUAUAUAUAGUCAAAACGUCGGUAUCUCAACCUCGGUAACCUCGAGUACCAACAUAUCUCGAGGUCCAUUUCCGGUCCUGGCAUUUUCCCUAUGUAAUGUUACCAAAUCGAGACUGUUAUCUUGAGCACGCUAACCGAGUACCAGGCUUAUGUCGAGCACAUUUUGGUGUCCCUAGGUACACUUUGUUGGGGUUUUCUCGAAGUAUAACAAAAAUUGCCUGCUUUGACUAUUGCUUUUAUUUGCCAUUGUAUAUGUGUGCGUGCGUACGUGUGUGGCAUGUGUGUGUGUGUGUGUGUGUAUAUGUACACUCACGUCUGUAUUAGUGUGAUAUGAUAUAUGUACACAAAACUUUCGUAUUACGAUACUGAAACCCCGGUGUAUGUUGGUGAUACGACACAACUUACUUCGCUAUCUUGUACCUGUCAUUUAUACUUUAUACCCACAUCCGAGCAGGCCAGGGGUAUUAAGAAAAUAAAGACUUUGUGUGUUCUUA